Dromaius novaehollandiae (emu) is the source of this 2299-nucleotide messenger RNA. It is a transcript of the gene CSRP1, whose product is annotated as cysteine and glycine rich protein 1. The record is from RefSeq and is a predicted model, not a curated record. Bases 162 to 734 code for a protein of 190 amino acids. Gene Ontology annotation, biological process: muscle tissue development; sarcomere organization. Gene Ontology annotation, molecular function: actinin binding; structural constituent of muscle. Lineage: Eukaryota; Metazoa; Chordata; Aves; Casuariiformes; Dromaiidae. Gene Ontology annotation, cellular component: Z disc; nucleus; cytoplasm. The transcript has 6 exons.
GCCCUCGGGGCGGGCGGGCGCGGUGACAUCAGGCCGCGCUGGGGCUGAGCGCAAAGAGCCGCCGCCCCGGGACCCGCCUUCUCCCGCCGCCCACAAAAGCCCCCGAGCGACGGCGGCGGCCCCAGCGCCGCGCCCGCAGCACCGCCCGGCCCGGCCGCAGGAUGCCGAACUGGGGUGGAGGGAAGAAGUGUGGCGUGUGCCAGAAGGCCGUGUACUUCGCCGAGGAGGUGCAAUGCGAAGGCAACAGCUUCCACAAGUCCUGCUUCUUGUGCAUGGUCUGUAAGAAGAACUUGGACAGCACCACUGUUGCUGUGCAUGGAGAAGAGAUCUACUGCAAGUCCUGCUAUGGCAAGAAGUAUGGUCCGAAGGGCUACGGAUACGGACAGGGAGCAGGGACCCUGAGCACUGACAAGGGCGAGUCUCUCGGAAUCAAAUAUGAAGAGGGCCAGCCCCACCGACCCACCAACAAUCCUGGAACGGCCCAGAAAGUGGGAGGUUCUGAUGGGUGCCCUCGCUGCGGCCAAGCAGUGUAUGCAGCUGAGAAGGUGAUUGGAGCUGGAAAGUCCUGGCACAAGUCCUGCUUCCGCUGUGCCAAGUGUGGCAAAAGCCUGGAAUCCACCACCCUGGCAGACAAAGAUGGGGAGAUCUAUUGCAAAGGCUGCUACGCCAAGAACUUCGGGCCCAAGGGCUUUGGCUUCGGGCAGGGAGCCGGGGCGCUCAUCCACUCGCAGUGAGGCAUCCAGGGCCUGGCACUCCGCUCGCACUGGCCUUGUCUGGACCAGUCUCUGCCGCCUGACCCUUUCCGCACUCGCAGUGAGCACCCUCAUAGCAAUCAAUAACCGCCUGCUACUCCGCAGCACAGUCCGUUCCUCUCUGACCCGACCCAGCGCUCUCUGAAGCCGUGGGGGUCCCUCCGUCGGCCUCGGCAGGCCCUGCUGGUACAAACACAGACGGGAGACGCAGCUCACACACACACACAGUGAGGCCCGUCCUCCGAAAAUGUUCUGCAAUAAACGUCAAAGCUGACCAAAGCCUGGCCUUGCCGAUGAGAUUAUUCCCUGUCUGGGCCUGAGGAGAUCCACCGAGGGACCUGAGCAGGGGGCACAGAGGAGAGUGAGAACAGCAAUGUUGGUAAUCAUGGCUUGUAGUUAAAGCACAAAUUCAAGGACUCCCAGUAUGAUUUGUCGUAGCCCAGCUGUGGUCAGUUGAGCUCUGCUAGUUUGCACCAGCUGGGCCUGGCUCUCCCACCAUCCCAGCGCUGGGUCACCAUUGCAAAAGCAGCCUGGUUCCGGGAGGCCCAGAACAGACCUCGUGUCGGUGACACAACACGUGUGCACACCGUGUCGAAAUUCCUAUCAGUGCUAUUACAUCGCGCUCCUCCAAACAGGCAUGCUGAGCACUGCUGAAUAGUUUAGGAACUUUUCACCUACUCCCUUGUUUAACAGCACUGUUAACCCAUGAGCUUAGACGCAUCCCAGCUUAACUUGUCUUCAUCUACCUCCUUUACUUUCUUUCUGUGAUUCUCUUGUAUAACCAGUGUGGGAUACUCACAAGAUCAGCCUCACUGUUGCUUAGAGUUGAUAUCAUGCUUUGGCUUGCAAACUCCACAGGGAAAUGUUGUCCUUUUAAAGCAUGAUGGUUUUAAACAUUGCGGUUGCAUAAAUGAGAUCAGGAAAACAUUUUCAGAAGCACAAUAAUAGCAGAAAUCCUUUUGGGAAGUGGGACUUCAGUUCCUUUUUUAUAGCACACUUUUUUUUUUUUUUUUUUUUUUCCAACCCAGAGUCAGGCUUAGCUGUGUAGUUCUAAUUUCAUUUUAGAUCGUGGAAGCCUUUAGAUUGGUCUCCUGUUCAGCACACCCUCAACUUUUGCAUGAAGUUUUGCAAGCUGAGUGAGGGGAGUAACCCCCCCAAAAUCCUCCCCCUACUUUCCCCCUCACUCUGUUUGGGACCCAAAUUCUAGCUGGCCAAGCUGCUCUGGUGUGGGUGGUUGGGGGUUUGGGUGAGGCUCUGUGUUUGUGAUAGCGGCUUAGGUUUGUGGAGCAGAAAGCCUGGCUGCAGAGGUGCCGCAGCAGAUCAAGAACACUGUGGGCUCGCGUACCACCCUCUUUGUGGAGGCCGAAACUCAGCUAACUUGCUUGGCAGAAGCCCUUUUCCCUGGAGGUGGUGGUGGGGUUAGGAAUCUGCACGCUUUCUCUGUGAGCCUGGGGUGGAUGCUAUGUUGCAGCCUUUCAAUUGGAUGUGCCACAUGCAAGGGUUGUGUCCAAGCAAAGCUGUUUAUUCAAUAAAACUCCUAGAAUGAG